Molecule: messenger RNA, 1136 nt
Organism: Guillardia theta CCMP2712
Lineage: Eukaryota; Cryptophyceae; Pyrenomonadales; Geminigeraceae
Exons: 1
Coding region: 16-1071 (351 amino acids)
Source: RefSeq, a predicted model, not a curated record
GGGAGGAGGACGGCAAUGAAGCUGGGAGCGCUUGCCUGUAUCGCUUCCCUUGUAACUCUCACCUUCAUCUCGCCUCAUCACCGUGCAACUUCGCUCCUUUCGACCAGGAGGUCGGAGACAAACCUUGGCUCCCUAUUGAGAUCUGCAGAGAAACAGGUUGACGUCCUUCAAGCUGAGGCGCCCCGGGGCCUCGUGGCUCGUGCCUUUCCCAAGGAAGAGGCUGAGCUGAGCGAUUUGUAUUCUAGAACGGAGAAGGGCCUCCAGUCCAUCGAGAAAUAUUCCGAGGCCAACGCCUUGAUUUCUAAGCCUCAGGCUCACAAGCAAGCUCGGACAGGCUCCCUCGCGCAACUCCCCCGUGGACGCUCAAAGCUGAGCGACUUUGUGGGCAAGGCAAGUCAGACCAUUGCUGCGCUUGAGGCUCAGCUUCCUCCUGCGGAGCGCAGGGCAUUUCCUCGCGAAACUGCUGAGCUACAAAAGACGCUCAAUGCUGAGCUCAACAGCCUGGCCAAGAUCAAGGGAUCGGUCGACCGUCGUGCUCGUGGAAUGCGCAUCGCUCACGGCCAGAUGAAAGCUGCACUGAAUGAGCAAACCGCGCAAGGAAAGCUCGAGGAGAACUUUCAGAAGGACAUCACUGAGAAUCGCAAACUCUCUGGCACGGCUGAUGUUGACUCCGUGCUCGACACUUUGAACGGAAUCUCUCCAUCAAAGAAGGCUGGAGUUCAGUCGCUGAGUGCCGUCAAACCUGACAACAAGAAAGCUGCUCCUGGCAAGAAGGCAGCUCCUGCCGCCGGCAGCAAGCAGCAGAGGCGACCAGCCAGACCCACUGUGCCGACUUCGCCUGUGGAGCGCUGGGGAGCUGUUUACGAUCCAACGCUGAAGUGGCGGCAGGGAAGUGGAAGCGAGCUGGAGGGUCCUGCUCAGCGCUACUUCAAGGAGUACUCCAAGGAGGCUACGGAUGCCCUCAAUGUUCACGAUCCAGCAAAGGACAUCAAAGGGAAGGGCGACUGGUGGACGGCAGGCUCCGCAAAGGAUAGCUGGUGGCAGCACGAUCACACAGGACGAGGAUACUAGAGUCGUUGUUGUGUCCUGCCUGAUCUUCUCGCUGUGCUGAUAAUGAAUGUAUUGCAUUCCCACAC